AUGGACCAUGGGCACUGGUGCGAGAGGCUGGUGCAGGUGACGGAGGAGCAGGUGGUGACCCCGCGGCAGGAGGAAGUGGUGCCCUGCGCCCAGGUCUACCAAUACAACAUGGCUGGCUGGCUGCUUGACCAGGAGAGGAUGCGCCAGGCCAGCGGCAGAGUGGACAACAUGUGCUACGUCUACAAGCCGGAGGACACUAGGCCCACGGUUUGGAACCGCACAGUGCGCGUGUGCUGUGAAGGCUGGAGCGGCCCCCAUUGCUCGGAAGGAGAGGGCUCCGUGGGCCGCUGCUUCUCUGCCUGGCAGUGCCAGGACAUGCCUGGAUUGCAGAACGCCUCACUGCUCAGCCUGGAGGAGUGCUGCAGCCACCCCUGGGGACACAGCUGGCAAAACGCCUCCUCCCAGCUCUGUUUCGGAUGCUCCUCUCUCACCCUGAAAGAUGACCUGCCUUCCCCCUUCUUGCUUCGGCUGCCAGGCCCCACAGCACUCCUGGCCCACUCAGGGCAUCGCCAGCGCCCCUUUGCCACGUGUGUGACCUGGGCCAGCAUCCACUACCGCACCUUCGACGGCAAGCAUUUCCGGUUCCAUGGGACCUGCACCUAUGCCUUGGCUGCUGCUUCUGAUGGCACCUGGGCCAUCUACCUCUCUUCCAGCCACAGGGGCUGUACUUCUGGCCGGUGCCCCAGGACCCUGCGCAUGCUGUUUGGCCUGGACUGGGUUGUGACUGAAGGCCGGAACCUCUCCGUGAAUGGUGCUCCGGUGGCAGAAGGAGAAGCCCGCUUGCAGAAAGGAAUCAGCGUUUGGUGGCUGGGGGACUUCCUCUUUGUGGAGAGUGGCCUGGGGGUCCGGGUGAAGUUCGAUGGGCAUGACACCGUCUACAUCACCGUUGGAGUGGAUCAGAGAAGGGCCACCCGAGGGCUCUGUGGGGUCUACAACGACGAUCCUACAGAUGACUUCCUGCGCGUGGGAGGAGACGUGGUUGCUUUAGCAGCCAGCUUCGGUAAUUCGUGGCGUAUCCCGGACUCCAGCUCAAGCACCUGUGAGGAUGCUGCAGAGGAAAUGCACAGCUGCCAUGCUACGGUGGCAAGCCACGCAGCUCAGCAGGAGGCGGCAUCUGUGUGCCAACAGCUGAUGUCCAGCCCUUUCAGCCAGUGCCACUCGGAGGUGGGACCCAGUGACUUCUAUGACACCUGUAUGUAUGCACACUGCAGCCAAGCAGGGGACAACGCCAUCUGUGAGACCUUUGCCAGCUACGCACGAGAGUGCGCCCAGCACAGCAUCUUUGUCAACUGGAGGCGUCCCGGAUUCUGUGAGAAGUCCUGCGUCCAAGGCAAGCACUAUUCAGAUUGCGUGUCCUCAUGCCCUGCCAGCUGCGCGGCGGUGGGUACUGCAGAGGAAGGACAUUGUCGGGAUGAGUGCGUGAGCGGCUGUGAGUGCCCCCCAGGUCUCUACCUGGAGCAAGGUGCCUGCAUCCCAGAGAGCCAGUGUCCCUGCUUUCACCGGCGCCAGAAGUAUGCCCCGGGGGAGACACUCCAGCAGCACUGCAACCAGUGCUCCUGCCAAGGGGGCCACUGGCAUUGCUCCCAGGACCCAUGUGCCGGGGAGUGCGCUGUGCUUGGCCACUCGCACUACCUGACCUUUGACCGCAAGCGCUACUCCUUCCGCGGGGCCUGCGAGUACAUCCUGGUGCAGGAUUUUGUGGAUGGGAAACUCCAGAUUACAGCAGAAAAUGUGGCGUGUGGGAGCCAAGGAUCCACCAGCUGCCUCCAGGCUAUCAGUGUCGCUGUGCAGAAGGUCUCUGCCCGGCUCUCCUUCUCAGGGGAGGUUUCGGUGAACGGGCAGAAAGUCAGCCUCCCUUUUGCCAGUGCCGACCUGAGUGUGCGCUGGGCUUCUUCCUCCUUUCUGCUCCUCCAGACCUUUGGGGCCCACAUCCUCUGGGGCUUGGAGUCCCCUGCUGCCUACAUCACUCUCCAGCCCAGCUUCGCCAACAAGGUGCAAGGCCUUUGUGGCACCUACAAUUGGAACCAGCAGGAUGAAUUCACCACCCCGGAGGGCGACGUAGAGCCCAGUGCCACUGCUUUUGCCCACAAGUUCCGGGUCACCCACGACUGCCCCUUUUCAGCCGCUUUGGCCCCUGACCCCUGCAGCACCUAUGCCCAGCAGAGGGAAUUUGCUGAAGCCACCUGCGCUGUCCUCCAUGGCCAGUCCUUCCAGCCCUGCCAUGACCUGGUGGAGCAAGAGCCUUUCUACCAGCUCUGCCUUCAUGAUGUCUGUGGUUGUGCAGCUGGCAGUGAUUGCUUGUGCAGCGCGGUGGGUGCCUAUGCCAGGCGCUGUGCCCAGGAGGGAGCCCUUGUGGCUUGGAGGAACCAGAGCUCCUGCCCUGUCCAGUGCUCCGGGGGCCAAGUGUACCAGGAAUGUGCUGCCCCUUGCCAAAGAACCUGCGCAGAGCUUGGCGUGGAAGCCUUUGGCACUUGCCGGGAGCUGGACCGGCUCUGCGUGGCCGGGUGCAACUGUCCAGUGGGGCUGGUGUUAGAUGACCAUGGCCAGUGUAUCCAGCCAGCCAUGUGCCCCUGCGUUCACGGGGGAGAAGCACAUCCCCCUGGUAGCAAGAUCCAGAAGAGCUGCAACACCUGCAUCUGUCUGAAUGGGGCCUGGGACUGCACAGAGGAGAACUGCCCCCAAGCCAUCGUCUGCCCUGGAGAACUGGUCUAUGCCUUUGGCUCAUGCCUGCGGACCUGCGAGGACCCAGAAGGCAACCUCACCUGUGGACCUGGCUCCUCCGACAGCUGCGUUUGCCCUCCUGGCACCGUCUUCUUGAACGAACGCUGCGUCUCCCCGGAGGAGUGCCCCUGCCAUCACAACGGCCGCCUGCACCAGCCCAACGGCACCAUCGCCAAAGACUGCAACACUUGCAUUUGCCAAAGCAGACGCUGGGAGUGCACCCACCGCCACUGCGCUGGGACAUGUGUGGCCACUGGAGACCCUCACUACAUCACCUUCGAUGGGCGGCCCUACACUUUCUUGGGGGAUUGUGAGUACGUCCUGGUGCGCGAGACCAGCGGCGCUUUCACAGUCACUGCUGAGAACGUACCCUGCGGCACGAGUGGCACCACCUGCACCAAAUCCAUCGUGGUGCUCAUUGGCAACAUGGUGAUUCAUCUGCUCCGAGGCAAAGACGUGACGGUGAACGGGGUCUCAGUGCGUCCUCCAAAGACUUACAGCGGAAACGGCUUGACCCUCGAGAGAGCAGGGCUGUUCCUGGCCCUCAUUUCUCAUCUGGGGCUGACGGUUCUCUGGGACGGAGGCACACGAGUGGACAUCAAGUUGGACCCCAUGUACCAAGGUCGUGUGGCAGGGCUUUGUGGGAACUUUGACGGUGACACAGAGAAUGAUUUCACCAGCCGGCAAGGCAUUGUGGAGCCUACAGCUGACCUCUUUGGCAAUUCCUGGCGCGUCAGCCUCCUCUGCCCAGAAGUUAGCAGUGAGGACUUUGAGCACCCAUGCACGGUGAACUCUCACCGCGUGACGUGGGCUCGGAAACGCUGCGGAGUCCUCCUGCAGGAGCUGUUUGCCCCGUGCCACGAGGAGCUGCCCUGCCAGCAGUUCUAUGACUGGUGUGUCUUCGAUGCCUGCGGGUGUGACUCUGGGGGGGACUGUGAGUGCCUUUGCACCGCCAUCGCCAGUUACGCCAAGGAGUGCAGCCAACGCGGGGUCUCUGUCCGCUGGAGGAGCCAAGAUCUCUGCCCCAUACAGUGUGACAAUGGGCUGGAGUAUGACCCUUGUGGCCCUGCCUGUCCACAAACCUGCGAGAACUUUGGCCUGGAGCUGGCUGAACACUGUGAGACCCUUUCGUGCGUGGAAGGCUGCUUCUGCCCGGAGGGGAAGGUGCUGCACAGAGGCCACUGCAUCGACCCGUCCGAGUGCCCCUGCUACUGGGAAGGCACGCUGUUCCCACUGGGUGCCCUAGUGAUUCAGGAGUGUAGGAACUGCUCCUGUGAGGCUGGUCUGUGGCAGUGCAUGGCCCCUCUGGAACCCUGCGAUGCUCAGUCCCACUGUGCUGAGACAGAGUUUGCCUGCCACACUGGCGGGCGAUGUGUGCCCAGUGCAUGGGUGUGUGACAAUGAGGACGACUGUGGGGACGACUCCGAUGAGUUCUGCGUCCUGAGCUGCGCCCCACACCAAUACCAGUGUGUUAGCGGGCAGUGUGUGCCCUGGGGUUACCGCUGCGAUGGCACUGCAGACUGCUUGGACCAUUCGGAUGAGAGGGGCUGCCCACUGCCCGCUUGUGCCCAGCAGGAGUUCCGCUGUGCCAAUGGCCGCUGCGUCCCCCGGGAACACGUCUGCGAUGGGGAGCUUGACUGUGGCUUUGCGGAUCAUUCGGAUGAAGUGGGUUGCGGCCCCCCUUGUGAGCCCAGUGAGUUCCGUUGCGCAGUUGGGCGCUGCCUGCCCUACCUCCAGCAUUGCGAUGGGCAUGACGACUGUGGGGACUUCAGUGAUGAGCGUGGCUGCCUGUGCCCAGCUGGGGAAUUCCAGUGCCCAGAAGGGCAGUGCCUGUCCAGAGCUCUGGUUUGUGAUGGUCAACCGGACUGCCCCGCUGGGGUCGAUGAGGCCUUCUGCCCAGGCCGAGUGACUUGUGCCCCAGGGCAGCUGCCUUGCCCAGAUGGAACCUGUGUCAGCCUCACACAGGUGUGCGAUGGCGUGCGUGACUGCGCCGACGGGGCUGAUGAGGAUCUUGCAAAGUGCCUUGUGACGCAGGCCACACCUUGGGCGGCCACCGUUCCCCUAGGAUUCCCUGCCACGCAACAGCCACCUGCCAGCAGGACCCUCGCGCCUCCCUGCGGCCGCUACGAGUUCCACUGCCACAGUGGUGAGUGCCAGCCCCGGGGCUGGAUGUGUGAUAAUGAAGCCGACUGCCUGGACGGCAGCGACGAGCUGCACUGCAACCGGACAUGUGGCCUGGACCAGUUCCCGUGUGCCCUGGGUGGCGAGUGCAUCCACUACAGCCGCCUGUGCGAUGGGCUGCCCCACUGCCAGGACCAGUCAGACGAGAGCAUCGACACGUGCGGAUCCACUCAGAUCCCGCCGUGCCCAGGGUACUUUAUUUGCAACAACCGCAUGUGCAUCAACGUUUCUCGAGUGUGUGACGGAUCCUCAGACUGUGCCCAGGGUGAAGAUGAGCUGGCCUGCGAAAGCCAGAGGCCUCCUCCUGGAGAAAGGAACCAGACCGUCGGACCUUGUAAGGAAUAUUCAUGUGGAGAUGGCACCUGCAUCACCUUUAAACAGGUCUGCAAUGGUCUGGCUGACUGCACAGAUGGCACCGAGGCGUCCGGGUGGCUCCCUUCGGACGAGUGGGACUGUGGGCUCUGGACCCCUUGGGCCGCCUGGAGCGCCUGCAGCCGGUCAUGCGGGACAGGCCUGCAGGUCCGCCAGAGAGCCUGCGCCCGGCGAGCUGACGAUGUUCUGCGCCAUUGCCUGGGAGAGGAGACUCAGGCCCAGCAGUGCUUCUCUGUGGCUUGCCCAGUGGAUGGCAGAUGGAGCGAAUGGACAACGUGGUCCAACUGCACCCAGGACUGCCGUGGGCUGGUGGUACGGCGCCGGGAAUGCCUGCCAUCCCAGAAUGGGGGGCUGCAUUGUACUGAGAUGCCGGAGGCUUCAGCCAGCUCUCUGGAAAUCCAGCUCUGUGAACAGGAAGAUUGCCGCAAUGCCUCCACCUGCCCUGGGGAGCUGGUCAGCUGGAAGUGCGCACCCUGCCCCACAUCAUGCGCUGAGCUCUCCAGCCGCACCAGGUGCAGGAAAGACAGGCCCUGCAGGCCAGGUUGCUGGUGUCCCGAAGGUCUGGUCUUGAACAGCGAGCAGCAAUGUGUGCGCCCACGGGAAUGCCCCUGUCAGGUGGAGGGUGUCCGCUACUGGCCUGGCCAGCUGGUCAAGAUCAACUGCCGGAUCUGCACCUGUCAGGACGGUCAGAUGAAGCGCUGCCGGCAGAACCCAGAAUGUACAGUGAAUUGUGGCUGGUCUUCCUGGUCCCCUUGGGGGGACUGCUUGGGCCCCUGUGGUGUGCAGAGCAUCCAGUGGUCUUUCCGCAGCCCCAACAAUCCCAGCAAGCAUGGCAAUGGGCGGCAGUGCCGGGGCAUUUACCGCAAGGCCCGGAGGUGCCAGACAGAGCCGUGUGAGGAGUGUGAACACCAUGGCCGGGCUCAUGCCAUUGGUGACCGCUGGCGCUCAGGGCAAUGUCAAGUGUGCCAGUGCCUUCCCAACCUGAUGGUGCAGUGCUCUCAGUAUUGCCCCUACAGCACAGUGCCCUGCCCUGAGGGCCGAAUCUUAGUGGAGGGCCGAGGAGACUCCUGCUGCUACUGCAUGGAGGCUGCUGAGAACCAAACAGUGAUGCCCACGGUGCCAGCGGUGGGACCCUUGUGGCCCACAGUGGUCAGUUCAGCGGCCUUCUCCACAGCUGUGCCACUCAGCACCUUCCCUCUGCCCCCGCUGGGAGACCUUUGCUAUGGACCCCUGGGCAUCGCCUCCUUGCCAGAUGCCAGUUUCAGUGCCUCCUCAGAACAGCUGGAGAAUCCAGCGCACGCCGCACGCCUCAACCGCCUCCUGCCCAGCGUGGAUCUGCAGGGAUGGGGCCCCCCAGCGGAGGUCUACCCCGAGCUCCUCUCUCAGCCCCCUUUCUUGGAAGUUGAUCUCGGGGAGCCCAGGAACCUGACAGGGGUGGUGGUUCAAGGGGCAGGAUCCUCUGAUGCCUACGUGACCAGCUUCUUCCUGCAAUUUAGCCUGGAUGGUGUGAGGUGGCAUGACUACCACGAGAUUUCCUCCCUCUUCCAAGGGAAUUCCGAUGACACAACUCCUGUGGUGCGGACCUUCCAGCGCACGGUGCAAGCCCAGCAUGUCCGCAUCCUCCCCCGUGACUUCCACAACGGGAUCUUCUUGCGCAUGGAGCUGUUGGGCUGUGGGAAAGGUGGGAUCAAGAGGUUGUCCCCCGAGCGGCCUGAAGUGCCCACAGCACCAGUGGGGCAGCGGCCUUGCCGGACUGGCGAGUUCCAGUGCCAGAACAGGCGGUGCGUUCAGGCUGGGCCCAACGGCACCAUUUGCAACGGGGUCGAUGACUGUGGGGACCUCUCCGACGAGUGGCGUUGCGGAGUCGCUCCGUCCCCAGCGCCUGCCUCGGCCCUCGUGGCUGCUCAUCCUCCCAGUUCCAGUGUGCCCUGUCCAGCCUCUGCAUGGAAGCGUCCCAGAGAUCGAUGGAUGUGCCAACUGCCCAGAGCCUCCGACGAGUUUGAUUGCCCCACGCCUUCAGCUGGCACUGCCAGCCCUGGACCUCUGGAGGAAGCAUCCAUGCAGUCAUCUGUACCCCACCUGAGCCAGGUCUGUGCUACAAAACCUCUUGGCCUGGAAGACGGACGCGUUCAUUACCAGCAGCUGAGUGCCUCCUCCUUCCGAGAUGGGAACCCCCCGGACGCCGGGCGCCUCAACGCUGUGCCCACUAUGUGCGUAAUGGCGGGAGGAGGCUUUGAGAGACCCCCCUGUCUUGAGGAGAUGCCCAAGGAGAUAGAAAGGGGCCCUGAGAGGCAGCGCAUGGAUCCCGGGUGGAGCCCACGCCAGUCGGACCCCAGGCCCUUCUUCCCAGGUGGACUUCUCCCAGCCCACUUUCAUCACAGCAGUGGUCACCCAAGGCUCGCCCCGCGGCUAUGUCUCCCACUACCCCUGGCCUACCAGUUACGAUGGUCCUGGGGGAACUCUGACGGUACCACUCCAGUCCGGCAGGACCUGAGCCCAGCCAUCUUGACCCGCAUCCUGCGCUUAGUGCCCACAGAGCAUCAUGGGCAUCUCCUUGCGCAUGGAGGCACUCGGCUGCCCUUGGACGGACAUGAUCUCCACCAGCAGCAGCCCAGUUCCAGCUGCAGCCAGUCCGGGCUCUCCUUCGUGGGAGAAGCUCUCUGCCACCGAGGCUCACAGGGACACCAGAGUCCUGGCUCCCCGGAGUGCCAUCAAGGUGAAACCAGCCUUUGGGACAGGCACCUCAGCACCCCAGAAGACAACCAUCCCCUCUGCCUGUCUCCGGAGGCUCAGGGCCUUUUCAGGACCACCUCUCAGCCGCGGACCCCCUGUGCCAGCGCGAUGGCCAGGACCCCUGGUACCACUGAGCCGCCUGUGUUCCCCACCUUUCCAUUCCACCCGGGAACACCGGGUCUGCAACCCACGCUCCUGGGGCCGACUCACAGCCCCAUCCCUGGCCUUCCCAGAAUCCUUUGCACCCAGGGGCAGUUUGCCUGCGAGGUGUUUGGCUGCGUAGAGGCCGCCUUCGUCUGCGAUGGCGAGGAGGACUGUUUGGAUGGAUCUGAUGAGACACAUUGCGGGGGCCCAACUGCUCCCCCCAUCCCCACCGUGGCCCCUCUGUCUCCAGUGGGACCCCCCAGCCCCUGCUCUACCAAGCAGUUCUCCUGCAGCAGUGGGGAAUGCCUGGCGCUGGAGCGGCGCUGUGACCUGCGCCAUGACUGCCAGGACGGAUCUGAUGAGGCCAACUGUGUGGAUUGUAUCCUGUCUCCCUGGAACAUGUGGAGCGAAUGCAGCCGGUCAUGUGGGCUUGGUGUGACCUUCCGCCGCCGGGAUUUGCUCCGCAAUGCCCUUCCCGGGGGAGAGUGUGACCGAAAUGAAUUCGACAGCCGCUCGUGCUUCCUCCAGGCCUGUCCAGUAAACGGCGGAUGGGCCUCCUGGGGCGAAUGGUCCGACUGUGAUGCCGAGUGCCGGGGUGGAAUCAGGAGCCGCACUAGGGCCUGCGCUGACCCACCGCCCAAGAAUGGGGGGCAGCCAUGUCCAGGGGACGCUGUGCAGAUGGAGACUUGCAACCAGCAGCCCUGCGGAGAUGCCCGGGACUGUGGCCCGGACAUGGUCUAUGUUCAAGCCGGACACUGCGAGCGAGGCCUCGUGGCUCCUUGUCCCCAGACCUGCCAGCAACUGAGCACCACAACGACUUGCCACAGCAGCUGUGUGGAGGGCUGUCGAUGCCCCCCAGGGCUGUUCCUGCAGGACGGGGGCUGUGUGAACGGUCAUCAGUGCCACUCAGCUCGAAACAAAGCAGCGCCUCGAAAUGUCUGCCUGGAUGGCGUCGUGACCUGUGACUCCGUGGCCUGCCCUGUGAACUGUGGCUGGUCGGCGUGGUCUCCGUGGACACCCUGUGGCCGGAGCUGUGGGACUGGCAUGCAACAGAGAUUUCGGUCCCCUUCCAACCCAGCAGCUGCCAGGGGUGCCCCAUGUCAAGGGGAUGCCCAGAGGUGCGCAGAGUGUCACACCCGCCUGCAUCUCAGAAUUGCGUUCCUCUGGAGCAAUGGACCCCCUGUGGAAGUUAUCUGGACUCCUGGACAGCCUGGUCCAAGUGCUCAGCUCCAUGCGACUCUGGAGUUCAACCCCGCAACCGCACUGCUCCAGAACUGCCUAUGGGGGCCCAAUGCUCUGGGCCCCUAUCCAGACCCAGGAUGCACCCAGCCCUGCAAAGGAGUCGCUCCGUCCCCAGCGCCUGCCUCGGCCCUCGGUGGCUGCUCAUCCUCCCAGUUCCAGUGUGCCCUGUCCAGCCUCUGCAUGGAAGCGUCCCAGAGAUGCGAUGGAAUCGCCAACUGCCCAGACGCCUCCGACGAGUUUGAUUGCCCCACGCCUCUAGCUGGCACUGCCAGCCCCUGGACCUCUGGAAGGAAGCAUCCAGUACAGUCAUCUGUACCCCACCUGAGCCAGGUAGAAGCCCUCGUGUGGCGGGAGGGGUCAAGCAACCCACUUCAGAUUUGGGGCCAGGGUUGGACAGCAGGGAGUGGCUUCCAUGCCACUGGGACAGUGAACCUGCUCUGGGAUGUAGUCCUCAAGGUGACCCCAGGCGGAUGGCCACUUCCCGAGGGCUUUACCCCGACCCCACCAGGUCUGUGCUACAAACCUCUUGGCCUGGAAGACGGACGCGUUCAUUACCAGCAGCUGAGUGCCUCCUCCUUCCGAGAUGGGAACCCCCCGGACGCCGGGCGCCUCAACGCUGUGCCCACUAUGCAGCGCAUGGAUCCCGGGUGGAGCCCACGCCAGUCGGACCCCAGGCCCUUCUUCCAGGUGGACUUCCUCCAGCCCACUUUCAUCACCGCAGUGGUCACCCAAGGCUCGCCCCGCGGCUAUGUCUCCCACUACCGCCUGGCCUACAGUUACGAUGGUAUCCACUUUCGGAAUUACACAAGGGCCAGAAUUGGCCUGGCAAAGUCCUCACAGGGCCAGGUCCUGGAGGGAAACUCUGACGGUACCACUCCAGUCCGGCAGGACCUGAGCCCAGCCAUCUUGACCCGCAUCCUGCGCUUAGUGCCCACAGAGCAUCAUGGAAGCAUCUCCUUGCGCAUGGAGGCACUCGGCUGCCCUUGGACGGACAUGAUGAUCUCCACCAGCAGCAGCCCAGUGCCAGCUGCAGCCAGUCCUGGGCUCUCCUUCGUGGGAGAAGCGUCUCUGCCACCGAGGCUCACAGGGACACCAGAGUCCUGGCUCCCCGGAGUGCCAUCAAGGGUGAAACCAGCCUUUGGGACAGGCACCUCAGCACCCCAGAAGACAACCAUCCCCUCUGCCUUGUCUCCGGAGGCUCAGGGCCUUUUCAGGACCACCUCUCAGCCGCUGGGACCCCCUGUGCCAAGCGCGAUGGCCAGGACCCCUGGUACCACUGAGCCGCCUGUGUUCCCCACCUUUCCAUUCCACCCGGGAACACCGGGUCUGCAACCCACGCUCCUGGGGGGCCCAACUGCUCCCCCCAUCCCCACUGUGGCCCCUCUGUCUCCAGUGGGACCCCCAGCCCCUGCUCUACCAAGCAGUUCUCCUGCAGCAGUGGGGAAUGCCUGGCGCUGGAGCGGCGCUGUGACCUGCGCCAUGACUGCCAGCGGAUCUGAUGAGGCCAACUGUGGUAGUCUUCCGAUCGCUCUUUCCUGUGAUGGAUUGCAUCCUGUCUCCCUGGAACAUGUGGAGCGAAUGCAGCCCGUCAUGUGGGCUUGGUGUGACCUUCCGCCGCCGGUUGCUCCGCACAUGCCCUUCCCGGGGGAGAGUGUGACCGAAAUGAAUUCGACAGCCCUCGUGCUUCCUCCAGGCCUGUCCAGACUGUGGCCCGGACAUGGUCUAUGUUCAAGCCGGACACUGCGAGCGAGGCCUCGUGGCUCCUUGUCCCCAGACCUGCCAGCAACUGAGCACCACAACGACUUGCCACAGCAGCUUGUGGGGGGCUGUCGAUGCCCCCGGGCUGUUCUGCAGGACGGGGGCUGUGUGAACGUCAGCCAGUGCCACUGCCUCUUUGACCAGGAGCAGCAAACACGCCCAGGAGAGAUGUUCCUAAGGGAAAACUGCCGCAGUGGUGAGUGGAGAACUGUGGGCCCAACCACCGCUGCCACCCCCCACCCCCCACCCCCCGACAGCCACAAAGAGCUUUCCGCCAGAAGCCGCCAGAUGUGGGGCUAUGCAGAUGAGCACCAGGUCCUUCAAAACCAGCAGCUGCCCAUGGGGGUUCCCCCAUGUCAAGGGGAUGCCCAGAGAGGUGGCGAGUGUCACACCGCCUGCAUCUCAGGAUUGCUUUCUCUGGAGCAACUGGACCCCCUGGUCUCCUUGCUCCAAGACCUGUUUUACGCCCGGAUUCGGUCGGAUGUGGAGCGUUUUCCGGCAGUGGAAGGUAUCUGGACUCCCUGGACAGCCUGGUCCAAGUGCUCAGCUCCAUGCGACUCUGGAGUUCAAACCCGCAACCGCACCUGCUCCAGACCUGCCUAUGGGGGCCCAGAAUGCUCUGGGCCCCUUAUCCAGACCCAGGAUUGCAACACCCAGCCCUGCAAAGCGCAGUGCCCAGGAAACAUGGUCUACCAGACGGUGGAGGAGUGCCAGCAGAAAGGAGGUGCCUGCCCUCGCCUGUGCCUGGACCAGGGCUCCCAGGUGGAGUGUACGUCUGUCUGCCGCACAGGGUGCGCCUGUCCGGAGGGGCUCUUCCUCCACAACGAGACCUGCCUGCCCCUCAGCCAAUGCUCCUGCUACCACCAGGACGAGAUCUACCCACCAGGCAGCACCCUCCCGCUGGACGCCUGCAACAACUGCACCUGUGUCGAUGGGCAGAUGGCAUGCACUAUGGAGCCCUGCCCAGCCAACUGCAGCUGGAGCGCAUGGACAGCCUGGAGCACCUGCAGCCGAACCUGCAACGUGGGCACACGGCGUCGCUACCACUCACGCUCUGAGCCACCCACCACUGCUGGGGGAGAGCCAUGCCAGGGGUCCAAUGUGGAAAUUGAGUUCUGUAGCCUUCAGCCAUGCCAGGGUCUGGGCGCGGAAUGGGGUCCGUGGUCCGAGUGCUCUGUGCCCUGUGGGGGUGGCUACCAGAACCGGACGAAGGCAAGCCCAAAUAUCCUGCACAGGAUCCAGUUUGCUACCUGCAACCUUCAUCCCUGCAAAGGUGAGACGCCCGGUGACUGCCCCGAGGGGAAGGUAUGGCUGGAGUGUGCAGACGAACCAGCCUCUUGUGCAGAGCUCAGCUUGGAGGCUGAUGCCAGUAACGGGUCCUGCCGGGCCGGGUGCUACUGCCCCAAUGCCACCGUCCUGCUGGUGAGCGUGGCCGCCUCUUCUUGGCUAAGAAGAAGUCUGGACUGCUCUUCCGUGGAGUGGCUCAUCUUCAGCAAACUGCGGGGCCCACCUUGCCCCCGUUCAUGCGACGACAUCUUGCACUGCUUGUGGGCCUGUGAGCCUGGCUGCUACUGCACCGGUGGGCAAGUCCUGAACGAAAAUGGCACGGCUUGCAUCGAGAAGCAUGGCUGCACCUGCUGGACCUUCUCUCUGGCCAACGGUUCCUCCCGGGGAGAAACUGUCCCUCAAUCAGAUGGCUGCACAAACCUGGUAAGGCUGGCCAAGGAGAGUUCUAGGCAGCUGUGCGACUGGGCCCCAUGGAGCCCCUGCUCAGCAUGUGGCACGAGAUGUGUGACCCGUUACCGGACAUGCAGUUGCCCCAAGCCCCAACAGGGGGUCCCGAGUGUGAAGGGGCGCAAGAAUAUCAUGGAACAGCGGCGUGCAGCUGCAGAGGAAAGGUGCCCCACUGCCACUUUCUGCCCAGAGCAAGAGAUGAAAUGGAGUGGAUGGAGCCUGAGCACGUGGAGUCCAUGGCCGCCUUGUGAUGCCUGCGCAGGUGAAUCUGUGAGGAGCAGGAAGUGCAACAACCCUCCUGCCCGCUUUGGGGGUCUGCUGUGCACUGGGAAAGCCCUUCAGAGCCGCCCGUGCCACAACGGAAACACAACAUGUGAAGGUGCCCCGGAAGGAGGGAACCUCUCAUCCUGGGCAGGACUGCCCCCCUGGAAGUAUGUCCAGCCAGGGGAGACGAUAUAUGGGCCCUGCCAGAACUGCACCUGUGUGGCCGGUCAGCUGCAGUGCCGCCUUGAUCCCUGGUGCCGCCUGGAUGGCGGCUGGAGCUCCUGGGGGCCAUGGUCCCCUUGCAGCCAGAGCUGUGGGCUGGGGGCCCAGAUCCGCUUCCGGGAAUGCAGCAACCCACCCCCUCAGAAUGGAGGACGGGGCUGUUUGGGCAGCGCAGAGCAGCGGAGACCCUGCCAAGACCAGGAGGACUGUCCAGAAGAGGACGCAUGGGGCCCCUGGGCCCUCUGGACCCCCUGCAGCGUCUCUUGCGGCGGCGGAGAACAAGUGCGCCAUCGCCAAUGCCAGCAGCUGGAGUGCCACAGGUUGGCCAACACCCAGAGCAAGACCUGCAACACUCAAGUGUGUCUCGAGGUGGGCUGCCCGGAGGGGCGAUUGUAUCGGGAGUGCUUGAAGGAAGAGGGAUGUCCCUACAGCUGCGCCCACCUCACCCGGCAGAUGGACUGUUUCUCGGACGGCUGCGAAGAGGGUUGCCACUGCCCAGUGGGCACCUACCAGCACCAGGGAGCCUGUGUCCAGGAGUGUCCCUGCAUCCUAAGCGAGGAGGCCCUGAAGACCCUCCGCAGCCACUCCUUGGGCCCCGGCCACCCUCCGGCCGUCCUGGGUGCCCAUGGUCAGCCACUGUCUCCAGGAGACGAGGUGGAACCCAAUGGCACCAUCUAUUCUGCCUGCAGCAACUGCUCCUGCCGCAAUGGACAACUGGACUGUGCCUUCUCCCUCUGCCCCAUUGACGGGGGCUUCUCCCUCUGGAGCCCCUGGAGCCCCUGUUCCUUGACCUGCGGGGGGCUGGGGAACAUGACCAGGGGCCGCGACUGCACCAACCCCAUCCCUGCCAACGGGGGCAAGGACUGCCUCGGUCCUCGGGUUGAUAUCAAGUACUGCCAGACACUGGAUUGCACAGCUCUGGCUGGACCCACCAAAGAGCCCGUCUCUGGCCUCCCAGGCCCUGAGAGGGACAGCUUCACUCCCUGGACGUCCUGGACACCCUGCUCAAAAACAUGCAGCGAUCCAGAGCUCCCGGCCAUCAAGACCCGCAUUCGCUUUUGCCUGGGAAGGGCCAGCUGUACCGGGGAGGCCUUCCAGGAGCGAGAAUGCAACUUGCCCCAGUGCACUGAUGCCCCAUUGUGCCAAGGUGAGGAAUGCUUGGGCCUCAACUGCACCUGGACCCCAUGGGCCCCCUGGAGCGCCUGUUCCCGCAGCUGUGGGGUGGGGCAGCAAUGGCGCCUACGCACCUACCACCCUCCGGGGCAAGGAGGGCACUGGUGCCCAGACAUCCUGACGGGCAACAUGGAACGGCGCUUCUGCAACCUCCAGGCCUGCAAAGUGGACGGGGCCUGGUCCAAAUGGAGCCCCUGGUCCUGGUGUGACCGUCUCUGUGGCGGGGGGCGCUCUUCUCGCACCCGGGCCUGCACCAGCCCCCCACCCAAGAAUGGAGGGCGCCCCUGCCCAGGAGAGAAGUACCACGUCCGUAUCUGCAACCCCAAGCCCUGCGAAGAAAGUUGCCCUCCACCCAUGCGCCUGGAAGACUGCGCCAAUGCCUGCCCACGCCACUGCUGGGAUCUCCAGGAGGGCAUUGAGUGCCAAGACGGGGAGGCCUGUGAGCCUGGCUGCCGUUGCCCGGAAGGGACCCUGGAGCAGGAUGGUACCUGUGUCUCCCCUGCGCACUGUGAAUGCACAGACUCCCAGGGGCACAGCUGGGCACCAGGAAGCCUCCAUGACGAUGGCUGCAACAACUGCUCCUGCCUGGAGGGUCGGCUCCUCUGCACCAACCACACCUGCCUGCCCAGCGAGUGCGCCUGGAGCCUCUGGUCCGGCUGGGCCUCCUGCAGCGUCACCUGCGGGCAAGGACUGCGCACCCGGUUCAGGACUUCCACUUCUGGAUCAUGGGCUCCGGAGUGCCUCAAGGAGCAGCAGCAGAACCACCUCUGUGCCCCGGGGCCCUGCCCAGCUCUCUGUCUCCAUGAGGGCCACCAGAUGCAGCUGGGCACCACCUGGCUCCUGGGGGAGUGCCAGCAAUGUAUUUGUACCCCAGAAGGUGUCUACUGCCUGGAUGUCGCAUGCGCAGUAAAUGGUGCCUGGACCCCGUGGUCGCCUUGGUCCGACUGUCCUGCCACCUGUGGCCGCAGCACACAGAUUCGCACGCGGGCCUGCAUCAACCCGCCGCCACGCAACAACGGCUUGCCCUGCACCGGCCCUGAGGUCCAGGCCCAGAACUGUUCCAGCUUGCCCUGCCCAGGGGAUGAGCCAUGUCCCUGGUCCCCCUGGGGCCCAUGUUCGAGGUCUUGCGGAACCGGCUUGGCCUCCCGCACAGGGCUGUGCAGCUGCCCGUCCCCCGAGGAUGCUGGAGGGGCGCCAUGCAAUCACAGCCUCCGCCAAGAGGUGGCAGCGUGUUACCUCCAGGGCUGUCCCGCAGAGUGUCCCUGGAGCUCCUGGACAGCUUGGACCCGAUGCUCCUGCAGUUUCCUGGUGCAGCAGCGCUACCGGAACCAGCAGGGCUCUGGGGCGGACGGAGAGCCUUGCGUGGGGCUGGAUGGGCAGUUCCGCAUGUGCGACUAUUCCCAGUGCGCAGAGUCCAGCUGUGAGCCCCCCUUUGAGUUCCAGGCCUGCGGUUCCCCCUGCGACAGCCUCUGCUCCACCUUGCGCCACCCAGAACUGUGCCAGGGCAUCCUCCGCUGCCUGCCUGGCUGCUAUUGCCCGCAGGGCCUGGUGGAGCAAAAUGGAGCCUGUGUCCCACCUUCUCAGUGUGGCUGCCUCCACCUGAGCCAGGCAGGUGCCCCUGUCUACCUGGCAGCUGGAGAGACCCUUCCGAUCGGUUGCAAGGAGUGUGUUUGUCAACAUGGGGACCUCCAAUGCAGAAGUGAUGGCUGUGAAGGGCUGCUGCCUCUGAGCACCUGGUCAGAGUGGACCCCCUGCUCCCCUUGCCUACCUCUGCUGCCCUGGCCCCAAGAAGACCCAUCUCCCCAGACGGCCCUGGUCUCCCUGCAGCACCGCUAUCGCCUGUGCCUGGACCCCCAAACGGGCAGAGCCUGGGAGGGGCAGGAGAGCCUGUGUUCGGCUGAGCUGGAGCAGGAGCAGCUGUGUCCCGACCCACACGCUUGUGAAGAUUUCUGCCUCUGGAGUGACUGGGGCCCCUGGAGUCCGUGUCGCGAGCCUUGCAGUGGGGGGGUUCGGACACGCUUGCGCUCCACCCACCAUUCAGCUGAUGAGCGCCGCUGCCAAGGACCGUGGUCCCAGUCAGAGAGUUGCAACACAGCCGCCUGUCCAGGGGAAGAGUGUGAAGAUCGGGGCAAAGUCCAUGUUGCCAUCUGUGCCAAUGGCUGCCCACGCACCUGCACUGACCUCUGGGAACAUGUUGAGUGCCUGCAAGGGGGAUGCAAGCAAGGAUGUCGGUGUCCAGAAGGGCAGCUCCUGCAGGACGGGGCCUGUGUCCCGAUCCCCACUUGCCGCUGUGGACUCCCCACAUUCAACAGCACCCUGGAGUUUAUGCCUGGGCAGCUGGAAGAACUGGAUUGUCAUAACUGCACCUGUGUCAAUGGCACCUUUGUGUGUCCAGACCAGGAGUGUCCCUCCUAUGGAGAGUGGUCAGCAUGGACCUCCUGCUCGGCCAGCUGCGGAGGGGGGAAUGCCCUGCGCCACCGCCUCUGUCACGAGGCGCCCGGAGGAGCCCCCUGUGCAGCCGACACCAUGGAGGAAGUUGUGUCCUGCAACCCACAGCCUUGCCCCACCGGCUGCCUGCUGAGCGAGUGGUCGGCUUGGAGCCCCUGCAGCGCCAGCUGUGGAAGAGGUGUCUCUGAGAGGAGCCGAGACCCGCUGUCCCCACUGGAGGAAGAGCCCUGUCCGGGCCCCAUGUUGCAGCACCAGGUGUGCAACACUCAAAACUGCACCCCAGAAUGCCCAGAUACCCAGAUAUAUAGCCACUGCGCCAACACCUGCCCACAAACGUGCUCCGAUCUGCACCCACAAACCCAGUGCCUUCAGGAAGAAUGCCAGCCAGGCUGUACCUGCCCCUCCGGCCAGGUGCUUCAGGACGGGGUCUGUGUCCCCCUAGAAGCGUGCCGCUGCUCAUUCGACCCAGUCCCUCCCUUGCCCUGGGCUGCCAACUUGUCCCAAGAGGAACGGAUGCAGGAGCACCCACCUGGCAGCAUCAUUUGGCAUGAGUGCAACAGCUGCAUCUGCCAGAAGGGAGCCUUCAGCUGCACCCAGAAUGACUGCAAUGUGCCGUGCAUUUGGUCCGAAUGGUCUGCCUGGUCCCCCUGCUCUGUGACGUGUGGCGAUGGGGAGCGGGUCUCCCGGCGUUACCAGCUCCAGCAACGCCUCUACGGGGGUGCCGAGUGCGAGGGGCCACCGGUGCGCUGGACAUCCUGUUCCCUCUCGGACUGCGCCUGCCCCAUUGGGGAACACUGGCUCAGAGCGGACUCCCCCGGUCCCUGUGAGCGAAGCUGCCACCAGAUCUAUGAGGAUCCACCCCAGAAUUGCAGCAGAGGCCCCACACAGGGCUGCGUGUGCCAGCCGGGGCUCUACCGGAACAGUAGUGGGAACUGCGUUGUGGCCGCUCUCUGCGAGUGUGAACACCAAGGCCAGACUUACCUGGCUGGUGCCGAAUGGCAAGAUGGCUGCUUUGUUUGCCGCUGCUUGAACGGGAGACCGGCGUGCGAGGAUGGCUGCCCACCACUCACCUGUCAUGAGGGAGAAGCCAAAGUCCAGGAGCCCGACAGCUGCUGCCCCAUCUGUAGGAAGAAGGAGCCGCCAGAGCCACAGUCGCACUGCCAACACUACACUGAGCUGCGCAACAUCACCAAGGGGCCCUGCUCCCUGGCAGACGUGGCGGUCAGCUUCUGCAGUGGGUGGUGCACCUCCCACACCAACGUCAUCCCAGAGGAACCGUACCUGCAGACCUUGUGUGAGUGCUGCAGCUACCGCCUGGACCCAGUCAGUCCCGUCCGCAUCCUGAACCUGCGGUGCCAAAAUGGCGAGACAGAGCCGGUAGUCCUUCCCGUCAUCCACGCCUGCGAGUGCAGCAGCUGCCAAAGUGAGUCUAUGCAUGGCGUGUGGGGCAUGAGAGCUGUAGAGGAGGGGCAGGGGCUCAUAGAUGUAUAA
Molecule: messenger RNA, 18483 nt
Organism: Sceloporus undulatus (fence lizard)
Lineage: Eukaryota; Metazoa; Chordata; Lepidosauria; Squamata; Phrynosomatidae
Product: SCO-spondin-like
Cellular component (GO): extracellular matrix
Molecular function (GO): protein binding
Source: RefSeq, a predicted model, not a curated record